Molecule: messenger RNA, 471 nt
Organism: Camellia sinensis
Lineage: Eukaryota; Viridiplantae; Streptophyta; Magnoliopsida; Ericales; Theaceae
Source: RefSeq, a predicted model, not a curated record
AUGUCCGUGGCCGAGUUUGAGGCUGCUUUUUCGAGUUUGUCCCGGUUUGCACCGGAAUUGGUGGCAACGGAAGAACGCCGUUGUAUAGAGUUUGAGAAAAAGUUGAGAACGAAGAUCUUGUUCAAAGUUGCCGGAAACAUGAUCCAAAAGUAUGCCCAUCUUGUGGAGGCGACGGCACAUGUAGAGACUACGGUGCAGGUUGAGAAGGAGAGACUCCGGGGUUCAAGGUCUAGGGGCCAAGAACCACAGGUGGACUUUAGGCAGAAUAAGAAAAGCAUGGGCAACUUUCCAUUCCAGUCCCAACCACAACAGUCUAGAUCUACUUUUCCUUUGCCUAGUUCGGGCCUGGGAAAGAGCACACAGAGUGGCUUUUCUUGUUUCAAGUGUGGCCAACUAGGUCACAAAGCCUUUGCAUGCCCACAGAAGGGAGGAGGGCAUUUGAUGUUACCACCACCACCUAGUCAAUCUUAG